AUGAGCCAACAAGCUAAAACAGAGCUGUCAAACGAGGAGUCCAACAGGGGAGUGUGUUGGUACCCCCUGAGAAAAUGGUGGCAGUCCAGCAGGCUUUUCAAUCAGGAUCUUGGCCUGCCACCGUUCCUGGAGCCAGGGGACCCUCGGUGGAGGGAUGUGGACCGGCUCCAGAGGAGUCUGGGAGCCUGCUCCUGGCCAGGGUACAUUCCCCCUCCGCUGUUUGUGCCCUACAUCUCUGCGUCAGUGUAUCACUCUGGCCAGAAGAUUAGUGAGGAGCAGUACAAGUGGAGGGUCAACCUGGAAGUGGCUCACUUCUUUCCCUCAGACAUUUUUGUCAGCGUCAGCGACGGAUUCCUGGAGGUCAGAGGGAAACACGAGGAGAGGCCAGAUGAGCAUGGAUUUAUUGCCAGAUGUUUUACAAGGAAAUACAGGCUCCCCGAAGACCUAGAUGCAACCAAAAUCGUCUCCACUCUUUCUGCUGAUGGUAUCCUGACUGUAGUAGCACCGGUUUCCGAUAACUCAAUUCCUGCUGACAUCAUCAUAAAGGUGGAGGUGGAGGCGACUGGAGAGGAACAGGAGAAAGAAGAAGCCCCUGAUACAGACCCAGGUAGCUGCAGAGCCCCAGAGGCCCCAUGUCUGCCGUCUGCAGAGGAUGACGGGAAAGAGUCUCCACUAGAGGUCCAUGGAGCUGGGCUUGAAGAGAGGAGGGACCAGGAGGAGGAGACCCUUGAAAAGCCAGCUGGAGAGUCCCACCCAUCAGCGCCUGUAGAUGACGAAGGCAUAGAGAAUUUCCAAGUGUCUUCUGAGCACAAUGAAGCCCAGGAAAUCCUAGAAAUUCCAGACACAGAAUACCAAGAACCAGCAGUGGAUGGAGAGAUACAGCCAGGCUCAGGGGAGACUACUGAUGAGAUCACCCACCCUGAGGAGCAAGAGCUAGGCAAGAGUCCACCAAAUGAUGCCCCAAGCCAAGAGUUGGAGGUCCCCGACAUAAAACAAGAAAACUGAGUACAAACACAAGUUUUCCCCAAAUGUUGCACCAACAUACAGAAACAGCGUGCACUGCUUACCUUGCACCAGUUCAGAUGCAUUUUAGAUACAAUAUAUAAUAGCCAUAUAUAACCAUGCUUCCAUUGGAGCUCCAAUAAAGCAAUAGCAUGUGAAAAUGUUAGAAACUGUG
Molecule: messenger RNA, 1177 nt
Organism: Notothenia coriiceps (black rockcod)
Lineage: Eukaryota; Metazoa; Chordata; Actinopteri; Perciformes; Nototheniidae
Product: heat shock protein beta-1-like
Exons: 4
Coding region: 1-1005 (334 amino acids)
Biological process (GO): response to heat; protein refolding; negative regulation of apoptotic process
Cellular component (GO): nucleus; cytoplasm
Source: RefSeq, a predicted model, not a curated record